UCAAAAAACGUCAGUUUGGUGACCCUGAAUAACCCCAUCGACGACAAGAGAGUGGGAGUUAUUUAUUUUAUUGUAAUUAUAUUCGUGGGGAGUCACCAAAGCCAUUAAGACCAUACAUAACCUGGGGAAUGGAAGACAAUCAGAUGCAUGAGGGAAUCAAAAGACUGAUACACAUCUUAUUCAAUGACCUUGGGCAUGAAGUUAUCCAAGACACUUCACGUAUGUCUGGAAAAUAUUGACCUACAAGAAGGAAAAGGAGUACCAAAGAAAUCGUCUAGAUUACGGGAGAAAUGGAGAUCAAAGAAGAAGAAUUAAGCGAAGAUUACCAAAGUCAUCCUAUAAAGACUCUUAGCUCUCUUUCAUUGUCUCAGAAUAACAGUGAAUAUAAUGUUAAUUCCAAGAACUUAAAUAGCAAGAGAAUAUCAUCGUCCUCUAGUGGUAAAACGCAUUUUGUUUUGAAGAGUCAAGGAUCAGACAAGGACAUAAUAGAAUAUGGAGAUGACUAUGGGAUCUCCCAUGCUACUAUCAAAUCUAGCAGCAAAAGAUCAAACACCGGAAGUGAACAUUCUAAACUUUGGAAUUGCAAAAUACGUAAAAAUAAAAUAAACCAGAGUCCAAAAGCAGAAUGUAGUAAUGAGGAUCAGGAUGUUCACAGAAGUCAAGAAAAAUCAGAAACCGAUGAAACCAGUGAAGAAGAUAGGGAAGAAACUGUAAUUGAAACAAGCUUUGAUGAAACUAGUUUCAAUACCUCUAUGUACUCUGAUAGAGGAAAUGACAGUUCAUCUGAGAUUUCUGUUGAUCCUGUAAUAUGGAAAAAAUUCAAGUUCCUCUCUUCUAUAUUAAAGGAAACUCAGCACAAUCUGAGAGCCAUGGACAAUCUUAUCCUAGAACAUCGUCGACUACAGGACCUGGUUAAUAUUAAAGCAGAUGAAAGCAGAGAGCACACUAUUGUUAGCCAUAUAACUAUCCCAGUUCAGCAGGGGCUUGGUGAUGGAGAGCCUAAAACUGAUGAGGCAAAAUUGGAAGAAAUUCUCAGUCUACUGCACAACCUAACUCACACACUGUCCUCAUAUGAGCAACAUCCUCUUUUGGCUUCCACACACCAGUCUCCAGGAGCAGUUUCAACACAUCAUAGUUUGGGCUCUACGUACCACGGGCAUUUACAACAAACCUCAAACUUCCCAGAAAUAAAGAUCAUGGAUAAUGAUGCUAGUCAGUCCUACUCACACAUUCAUAAUAUGAUGAAGACUGAACAAGAAAAACAUGCCUAUGAUAGCCAUCUACCAUUACAUUCGCAAAGUGUGCCUCCAUCCCUUUGGCAAGGAAGCAGCAAUAAUAAUGAAGGACUGGUAAACAAAUCCAAUAAUAGGCAUGAUUCAGCAGAAAAAGAGUGUAAUAUUGUUGAGGUAUCAACAUCCCAUUCAGAUACAGUUAGUAGAAGCUCUGCUUCAUAUAUAAAUGGUGUCUUGCACCAUGAUCCUACUUACACAAAUGUUGAGCUACUAGGGGUUCAAUAUGAGCCUACAACAAGUACUUACCCUGAUUAUAUAGCACAUUGUUCUACUAGUGAAGUAAAUACUGAAAAAAGUCCGUAUGAUAGCGACAUUCAUUUAAUUUUGAGUGAUACUUCUGAGUGUUACAAACCCUUUGUAAAAGAAACCACUAAUACAGACUCAUUUUAUUGCUAUACUGGACAUCACAGUGAGAAACUGGAUAGCCUUCAGAGUCAAGACAUUACUCAUCCUUGGACAAAAGAAACCAGAUCACUAAGGAAAGAUAUAGAUAAUAUAGUGAUUAGAAAACAAGCUUUGGAUUCGAGACUACAGUCACUUAUUGCACACCGUGCAGCACAGAGGGAACUAGAAUUGCAGAAGCUGGAAAGUUCUAAGGAAAAGCAUCUCCGACUAAUUAGAAGUCAUAGCCUGGAAGAAGUUGACAACAGAAAACUAAAAGGAAAAAUUAAGAAAUAUAAAACCAGAAGUAAAAGUUAUGAAGAGAAGCCACAUUUUCAGAGAAAGUCAGGAACAUCUGUGUGUGAUACGUAUCUCAGUAUGAUUAAUGAGGAUCAAGAUGAGUUUCCCAGUCUCACUAUGGACAGUACUGAAAAUGAGGAGAAAAUAACAGAGCUUAAAAAUGAUGAGGCUGACUUACCUGGUUUGGGAGACAGUGGUCUAAGUAGUGAAAUUAAUUCCAUUAAUGCAACAAUUCAGGAAUUGGUAAGGGAGAAUCAUCAGUUGCAUAAAUUUCUUCAAGGGAUGACAUGUGAAUCAAUUUUGAAAGUAGACCAAGAAAAAUUAGCCCUUGAAUCAAAAAUUCGAUUGUUGAGCGAAGAAAAUCAAGCACUGAAAGUAUCUUUAAAUGAAGAUGAAAAUGCAGAUACUGGAGGUGAGACCAAAGAAAUAAAUAAAAGUGUAUCAUUUUUGAUUGCUGAAAAUAUUGAUGAACCAGAGGAAAAUGCAUUAAAUAUUAAAACAGUGAAAUCCAAUCAAGUAAAUACUGCAGAUAGUAUUAAUAACCUUACUCAGAUUAGUGUUUCCCAUUCAUCUAGUAAUUCAGCAAACCAAAUCCCUACUAUAACAGUAGCUGAAUCACAGAAAACCCAUAAACAAGAGAAAGCAUUUAGUCAUGCCACAGAUCAGUCUCUGGUAGAGGUUGAAGAAGUAUUGAGUGAUACUGGGACUCAGUACCAGUUUGAAGUUGGUUUGACUAGUAGCCUGAAAGAUGAAGUUGAACAGUUAGCUCAGGAAAAUUUGAAACUCCAAAAGUUAAUAGAAGAAGAAAAAAAAAUAAAUGAACAGCGGCAAAAACAACUUGAGGUAAAUCUGACACGAGAAGAAACUAAGAGAGAGGCUAAGGAGACACAAACUGACUUAAAGGAUGAUGAUUGCAAUGAUGAAAUGGACAGCUCCAAGGAAAUGGAAAAACUUCAGAUGAAAAUUAAAAAGCUUAUGGAGGACAAAGAAAAGUUGAACUACAAACUUAGUGAGGAAGUUUCUGAGAGAGAUUUGGAAAGUGCAAGACUGGAAGCAAGAAUUCGACUUCUUUCUGAACAAAACCAAACUUUGACUGAGAAACUAAAUGAAGUGACAGUUCAAUCAAAAAUAGAGACAGAGGAUAAAAGCUGCCAGUCAAAGCUAGGUUGCCACCAUGCUGACCUUAUAAUUAAUGACAAUGAUAGUGAGAGUAUAUUAGCUGUUACUGUCAGAAGUAUAUGCAAUGAUGAUACUCAGGCUGAGGCAGCUACAGGUGUCAUUGAUAGUGUAACUUCAAGGAAAUAUGACGGCAUUGCAAAUUCAAUUGGUGUAUCUGAUACUGCAAGCAGUGAAUUGAUGGAUGCAUGUGCAAGAGGGAGUACAACUAUGAAAAUUACAGAUAUGACUCCUUUUAUUACUGACACUGUUAAAACUGACUCAGACAGGAUCACAGCUGAAACAGACCAAAAAUUGUGUACUCAUUCUGAAAGCUCUCUGGAUGUGAAUGAAGCUGGCAGUGCUACAAACUAUAGCAAUAGUCCAAGAAUGUCUAUAGCAAACAAAAUGUUUGAUGAGACUGUGUCAGCUAGUAAAGCUGAUCACCAUCUGGCUAUGUUUACAGAUUAUCCUUUUGUUAAUCCUGAUAAUAUAUCUCCAAAUGCUAAAAACCAUUGUACUGUAUUGCUCGAUAAAAAUACAGCGUGUGUCCAAAUUGACAGUGCUGAUCUAACUUAUAAUCAGGACACAAGAGUUGAUACAAAGUUAAUUCUACAAAUCAGUGAGUUGCUGAAACAAAAUGAAGCCAUAGUUCAUGGUCUUAAUGAUUUAAAAUCCUCAGCACUGUCAUCCGAAACUAACCUGGAGUCUAGCUUAAUGAAAGCGAUUGACAAAUAUGGUAAAAUUAUACAAAAUAUUGAUGAGAAAUUGACCUCAGCUAAGUCAUCUGACAAAUAUGAAUGCGAGUCUAGUUUGAAAAAGUUAACAAGAGAGAACCAAGAAUUAACCAAUAUCCUUGAGCAGCAUGAAGAAAAGAUUCAGUUAAUAAUUGACCAGAAUAGUUCUUUGGAGAGGAAAUUGCAGUUUGCACAAGCAGAGAGUAGAGAGAUGUAUAGAGUGGGUGAAGAGAAGGAAGGAUCUUGCAGUACUUCACCUCUUCAAAUGUUCAUUGACAGCCAGAGUACUUGCCAGAAUGUACAAAUUAAUAAAAAGAAUGACUUAUUGCCAAGUGAACCAAAUCAGGAUUCUGUAUCUUCAAUAGAGAGCUGUAAAAAUGUAACAGUUGUUAGGAAAGAAAUUACAGAUUCAUCUGUUAAAAGUGAAAUUUCUUUAGUUUUGGAAAUCCAAGACCAAUUCAGUACCCAGUCCCAGUCAUUUGACCCACUGGACAACAGCCAUUGUCAAGAAAACAAGAUCUGUAAUAGUAGUGCUAUGCCAGUGAGUAAUCAAGAAAAGCCACAGAGUUCCACAUGGGGAUCUGCUAUGGAAGGUGGAAUUUCAAAGAUAAAGAAUAGGGAAAAUGGCCAGGUCUCAGGACACUUCACUUUAGCUUUGCAACAAGAAAAAGAAAACUGGACUCAACUCCUAGAGCAAGCAGAGAAUGAGAAACAAAUUCUUCAGGAACGCAUUAUCACCUUAGUGAGUGAGAAUGAUUGCUUGGCAGCGAGACUGGAAGAAGUAGUUGGAAUGUCACGCAGCUUGAGUGAACAGAUGCACUCGGCAAAGAAGCAGCUUGUAAAUUUAACAACAGAAAAGGAAAGUUUACAAAAGAGAGUCAGGUCUUUGGAAGAUGGAAAAGAAGAUAGCUCUUUGAGUUUAACCGAUUCAGUUGGCAGUACCCGAGUCACCCAGCGACUAAGGGAACGAACACGCAGCUUGCAGAGUGAAGUAGAGCAGGCAUGGCAGGAAGUUCACCAGCGUACCAUGGAAAGGGACAAGGCCUCUGCUGAAAAAGUCUCUCUGGAGUGUACUUACAGCAUCAACCUUAAUACAGCAAGAAGAGAGAUUGACGCAUUGAAAAGUCAGGUAACUGCCCUUGAAAAUGAGAAUGACAAGAAGUCAGUUGAAUUAAAAAAUACUCAAAAUGAACUUGAAAAAAAGUCUACCGAUUUCAGGGCCAUUCAAGACGGUAAUGUCAGUCAGUGGGAGAGGCUGAUGGAAGCUGAUAGAAAACUAGAAAUUCUGCAGAAUGAACUCAGGAAAGGACAGGAACAACUUCAGAAUGAAAAAGAUGAAAGAAAGAGAGCAGAAACCCAGUUGGAAAAGAUGAGGGAACAGAUUUGCUCAGCGCCUGUUUCUGGUGUGGCUGCUAAGAGUGAACCGGUCCAUGUGAGAGGAGAACGAUACUGGCUGGAAACAGUUACUCGUCUCAAGGGCCAGCUGCAGCAGGAGCAACUGCGGUCACGCUUACUGGAAGCUGCUGAUCAUGAGAGCUCUGCACGUAUUUUGAUUCUCCAGCGCAGUAUUCGGGAAACAAUCGAAGCACAUGAAGCUCUGCAGGCAAAAUACAACCAGCUUCGCACUGCCUAUCGUACUAAGAAGGUUGAGAAGAUACGACACAGAGAGCUUUCACAGCAGUACACUGCACAGGUUAAAGAGCUUGGUAAAACUUCUGCUGCACUGGAAGAAAAUUUCAAGGUCAUGCUAUCUACUCUUGGUGAAAAUAUUGAUGUGGUAGUGGGAAUCUUGACAUCACAUGUGUUUCUGUCACCCUGUGUUGUUCAUCCAGGUCCUGACUUGCGCCUUGAUCCAGAGGCUUGGUUUGUAGCUCAGCAAGCAAGACUCAGGUGGCUGCAGACCCAACUCAGAAAACUUUGUCUACAUAGCUGGAAAACGGCAGAUCUUCCAAAAACUUCAAAUUUUGGUACAACCACCUCUGAAUCACCCAUUAAAGAGACGUAUUUCUCCACUUUCACUGAUGUAACAAAAUCACCGUGUUCCAAAGAUGCUGGGGAUAAGGAAAGUUCAUGUACGACACAAGCAUCAGAAAUAUGUAAAACAGUAAAAAAUCUCUCAGAACUGUCCAUCCUAGAUGAGAGCAGAUCAUACGCCAUUACUCCCCCUAAGAAAGCAAACAUGCCAAGUGUUUCAUUCAAUGCUUCUUUGUCGUAUUCUGAAUCCCCCUGUACAGAAAAAAGGCCAACAUCAGAGCCUCUACAUACACUUAAGAAAUCCCAGGUUAUGGUAAACCCUUCCCCAGAUAUUAGCCACUUUAGCAGAAGUUCGAGAAGUCUGAAUGAUGCAGAACGAAUUUUGACCAGCCAGCAAAGGGAACUCUCAGAAGCAAAGUACAGGCAGUACAAAGCACUCAUUAACACUCUCCAACGAGAUUUAGAAUACCCAUUGGUUAUUUCACCAAGCAUUCCAUCAUCCAUGAUCACGACACCAGAGAUGAUGUCAGCCCAUUAUCAUGACUCUGCAGAUGAAAGCGAACAAAAUUCUGAAGUGUCAACUUCAGAGAUGCAGGUUUCUCAAGCUUCAUUAUCUAGAACACUAGUUUCACCAUUGGAAGCCGAGGAUUCAUCACACUCACAAAGUUUAUCACUGAAAGUAAAGGAUUUGUCUAUAACAAUAAAGCAUGCAUCAGAGAGCCCAUCCUUGGGUAAUAAUACUGUGUCAUCAGAAUCAAAAGCUUCCUCAGAAGGUAAGAAUUCAUCAUUGAAAGUGGAAUUGCCAUUACAAGAAAACCAAAAUAAUUCAUUAGAUCCUAUGAUGUCUUCAUCACAUACAGAAUGUGAGAAGGGAAAUAGUAAUCUGCAGGUAAACAAGCUUGGUGGAUUUGAAAAUGCAGGUAAGUUGAAGGAUUGUCUUAAAGAAGAAAGAGCAAGCCAUGGAUUGGACAGUGAUAAAGAUAAGGACAGUUGGGAUGAAAAGGAUGAGGACAUUUUCUUAGCAUUGAUAAAGAGUGAAGUAGAUGACCAUGACUUGUUCUGAUUUUAUUUCAGAAGAUUAAAUUGGCAGUUAAAUAAUUUAGGGCAAUAAUAUCAGCUCAGAUCCUACCUCGGUGGGAAACGGCCGACGUUUAAAAAAAAAAAUAGCAGCUCCAGAUAUUUUAAACAUAUCUCCUUAGUACAAAUUUGUUAUAUAAUAAUUAUUGUAUUAGACAUUACCAUAAUUAUCUUGACUCCAACAGCGCUGUGCCUGAAACAAGAAAUCAUUGUUCAAAGCUUUUAAGACAUUGAUAAUCUGGUAAAAGGAUGGAACAAGUGGGUAUAUUACACUUAUCUCUCCAAUUUAGGAUAGAUUGGAAUUUCAGUUUAUCACUAAUCAGUCUUAUCAGUAACACCAGCUAACACCAAAACCAUUAAUAUCAGCCUGUUUUUUAAAUGUUUCUAUAACAUUUAAUACUUUUAAGGAGGAUGAGAGUUUCUUGAGGAGGUAACUGAUAAGCUUAUUUAUGAAGAUCAUGAACUAACCAGCAGUCAACAGCUUGGUUAAGGUAAGAUAAUUGCCUGGGAUUCUGACUUUAGCUGAAGCUAGGAGAGUACAAAGGCUCUGAGGAUCCUCUAAAGUAUAGAUACAUUUUUGACCUUUGUAAAUUAAAUGGUAAUUUUAAAAAACACUAUGUUCAGAUAUUUAUUAUAGUGCUUACCGAUGAUAUAUUCUGAGUAGUGAAUUUUUUAAGCUCACUUACGUUGAAUCCUUCAGUUACCUAAUUUUUUUAUAGCACAAGUUUUGUGGUUAUGCCAAAUGUCAGGUUUUGUUUUAUACAUUUAAUAAUUGUAAUAUUUGUUGUUUAGAGUGACAUUCAAAUUGUCAUAUCUGCAUGCCUUUGGCAAGACAGUGAUAGUGUGAAUGGUGGUGAAAAUGUUUCUUUUUCGGGCCACCCUGCCUUGGUGGGAGACGGCCAGUGUGUUAAAAAUAAAAGAAAGAAUAUAAUGACAAGUGCUAAAUUCAUAAGUAUUAUUUAGUGCUACACAACACAUGGGGGCAUACAGUACAUUGAGAGAAAAUAAAGGGUAGAAAGAAAUAGUCCACAAGAUCAAGUGCAGAUUAAAAUCCAUAAGGCUGACUGUAUCUUUAGAAAAGAGGGCUAAUAUAAUAUUAUAAUUGAUAUGCCAUUGUAAACGAUGUAGAAAAAUGGAAAAAGGAAGGAAGGAUAAGGGAAUAAAAGAUGGAUUUGGUCAACAUGGUAUUAGAAAAAGUCAGGAUUUGGUUGUAAUGCGUAAGAUUUUGUAAGAGACUUAUGUUUGGUGGAUAGUGACUUAAUGUUCAGAGACUAGUACAGGGUUUGGAAACAUUUUUUUUUUUACAAAAGCACAUCACUUGUGCUUCCACCAUUUCUAUAUGACGUACUUUAGUUACAUGUUGGGAACAAGGAACAUAGGAAGGAAGAGGUCUAUAAAGAGAGAAGGGAAAGAUGUGGUAGGAGAGUUAAACAUGAAUGAUGAGAUAAAGCAGUCAUUCUUUGCAGAACAGCAGUAGGUGCUGUGUUAACAACUUUUAUACAGCAUCAUCCAGAUUCUUGCAUUUACAGACUGCACUUUUCUAGAGUCACUCCUUGAAGCUCCAUUGUGUUUAUUAGUAAUGCACCUCUUAAUAUAAUUUUUUUUUAAACCAUACCAUGGGCGGGGCUUGAACUUGCAGUUAGAGAGUCAUAAAACUCCAGACCAAUGUGUUAGCCACUGGGCCAGCUGGCAACAGUCAGAUUCAUCCAACUAGGUAUAUUUAUACACCAUAAGAAGGUUAGCAUAAGCACAACUGUGAUGACAAAUGCAAGUUUUUACAGAUGAAUCCCCUGCCAGCAUGGCCGUGAUGAACUCUAGCUCAAGUCCCCUCAGAGCUGUCAUCAUGACUCGUGAAAUUGUAAUGACACAAUUUCGUGAGUCAUGAGGGGGCUUGAUCCUCCAUCUGUCGAGUGCGAGACAGACAUGCUUCCUAUUUGUGCUCACUUAUAUCUGAUCAUAAAAUGAGGGUUGGUUGGCCUUCCUAAACUUCUCAUACUGUUAGUGUACAUUAUUUCCUAACUUUUAGUAUAUAGAGUGGAAAGAGAGGGGGAAGGGGGAGGUCAGUAUUUCACCAUUCUCUCUUGGAAAAUGACAGCACACUAUGGGUCAUCUUUGUACGAGGGUGGUUAUAGAUACACGUUGGUCCAGUGAUUGUAAGGAAUGAUCUUCAUCUGCUUGAUGAAUACCAAAUUAGCUUUCAAGGAGGAAGCUCAACACUGCUCUUGGAGGCAUUCAAAAUUGCACACGGUUACAGUCAGUCUUGACAUUAAAUUCAGUUAGCAAAGCUUGUUCAUGGAUAAGAACACACAUGCAUCCUAACACACCAAGGUAGCUCCUUUGUAGGGUUAAAACAGUUGUCUUUUAAGAAGUGUUUCAUAGCAAAACUUUCCCUUUAAGAGAAUUACUUAAAUAAUAGUUAUUUUCCUAUAAAUUUGUGAGUCUAUACAUUAUAUAUCAUCACUAAUGUAGAGAUUUAUGAAUUGUUAAAUUGAGAAAAAUGUAUUUAUUUUACCAUUACGUUAUGUAGUAUUUAUAUAAUAUUUUCAUUAUAUAAUUUUUUAUAAACCCUUUUAAGAAAUUUUAAAAAAUGUUGAUAUUGUAGUUGCCAGAGAUCUCGGAGUCCUUGGUGUUCAGAUACUACAUUCAAAAUAUCUUAACUUCAGUAACAAUCUGAAUUUCUAGUUCUUAUUAUGAAAAGUAGAAAUACAAGUAACUGUGUAAUAAUUACCAUAUGAAAUACAGUGGAACCUCGGUUUUCGUAUGCCCUAGUUUGUAUAUAAAACUAUAGUUAUUCUCUAUAAAAUGUAUUUUUUGUUAAUAUUUCCCAUAAAAAAUAAUGUAAAUCAAAUUAAUCUGUUCCAGGCACCCAAAAAUAUUAACAAAAAAGUACAUUUUAUAGAGAAUAACUAUAGUUUUACAUAUAGUUUUGCAUACGAAAACCGAGGUUCCACCGUAUUCAUCAUGCAAGUUCAGUGCAAUACAUUAUCAUAAAAAUAUUAUUUAACCCUUUCAGGGUCCAGAGGCCAAAUUUCAAAGUGUGCACCAGUGUCCAAGAAUUUUCAAAAAACAAUUUUAUUAUUUUUUCUUAAGAAAUGUUAGAGAAUCUUUUUCUGAGGGUAAUAAAACAAAAAGUAUGAAAUUUGAUGGAAAAUUGACGAAAUUAUGCUCUCGCGAAUUUGGGUGUCUCAGCGAUAUUUACGCAUCGGCAACUUUGACUCCCAUUAUAGGCCAAUUAUAUUACUCCAGUCGACCAAAUUCUUAGCUAUUUCACUAGUAUUACUUCUAUUCUAUCGAUUGAGAACAAGAAUUCACCAAGUCAACUGUUUCAACUACAAAAUAAAGUGAUCGGAAAUUGGUAAUAUGGCCAAUUUAAUGCAAAGUUCAGAAUACAGUGGUCCCUCGUUUUUCGUAAUUAAUCCGUUCCUGGAGCCGUUACUAUAAACGAAAUUUACGAUUUGCGAAUCAAUUUGCGAAUCAAUGUUCCUGACAUCCAGAAGUAUUAAAACAAAAAAAAUUUUUACAUGAAAUAUACAUAUAGUACAUAAUACAAUGGGAAAUGAUGAAUGAGACAUUAACAGCAUAACACUUACCUUUAUUGGAGAUUCUUCUUAGUGUAUGGGAGACUGGAAGAGGAGAGAGAUUGGAUUGUUUACAGUUUGGAAGGGGAAUCCCCUUCCAGCAACACCUCAGGUACCAAUUGCUUCUCUGGGGUUGCUUCUCUGUUUCUUAAUGUCACUAGGACCACCUUGAGAGUCACUCUAGUCCUGUCUCGCAAAGUAACUGUGGAGAGAGCUCUGUUUCUGGAGUCUCUUUAACACUUCCCGAAAAUGGCCCAAGAUUUUGUCACUGUACAUAUUUCUCACCUUCUUUACCACAGGCUUGGCACUAGGAGCUUUCUUUGGAGCCAUGGUAGCUUAUUUAGUAAUUGCAAGCACUAAAAUGAGUGGAAUAUUAUGAAAUAUUUCAUAGGAGCACUUGAGGGGACCUUCACUCACUGGUAAACAAUGCCAGACUGGCUGGGUAGGGAGGCCGCCCCGCCUCACACCGUGCGUACGCGUCCCGGACGAACUACUAUUUGCGAGUCAACCUAUGAAAAGCGAGUCCACGUUUAUACAAAAAUACCCCUAUGAUUGGCGAAAUUUACGAUUGCCGAGAACUACGAAAAGCGAGGGACCACUGUACUCUAAUUUCAAAAUAGGGUCCAGAAUAAACAAUGCAGGCAUUCCUGGCACUAAACUAACAUUUCCUCUGUUCAUUAGUUACAUUUUCAGGCUUUGCUAAUGAAUUCCAUUUUGAUUUUUUAUUCACAUAAUGAAUUUUUAUUCAAACCAAUCAGUAGAAGAUUUACUGUUAUGCAAUAUUGUAAUACUUGUAUAAAUAAUAUCACCACAUUUGUGAACGUAUAUUAGACCCACCAGCAGUAUUAGAUGUGUGAGGUCAUUUGUUUACUCUUGAACAUUGGCAAAAAUUUAACAUUUCUGCUACUUUGAGCUCAGUUUCAAGCCAUUUCCAUUAUUAAAACCAAUCAAAAUCAUCUCUAUUUCUGCAAUGUCUUCCAUUCUAUCAAAUGAGACCAAGAAAUCCCAAAUACAACUAUAAAAAACACAAAAAAAAACACUGCAAAGUCACUGUUUUAAUCGAAAAUUACGGUCUUGGUUUUUUUUCUCUCAUGCACUAUGUGCUUCAGGAUUUGUUUUAUGUGGUGCACACAUACCACAUAGUUGUAUUCCCUCAUAUCUAGGCCAAACUUUAUCGCUCACAGCUUAUCAGAGGGAGCUAAGCUCAUGACGUAGAUCUACGGUUUGGACCCUCAACGUAAAGUCGUAGAUCUAUGGCACGGACCCUCAAAGGGUUAAGUAUCAAGCCAUUUUUCAACCAGUGGUAUGAUAAUGUAUUUUGAAUGUAAUACUAUUAAGAAAUUAGCUGAAAAAUAUUUUCAACUUUUCAAAUGAAUAAUAGGUACUGAGUAUUUUAACUUUCUUGUACUGCAUUGUCUAAAUAUGGAAUAUAAUUAAGUGACAUGCAGAAAAAUAGACAUUUUAUCAUUGUGUUGCACUUAGUAUGUUAUUUUUUAAAAAGAAAUAAUCACUUUUAUUUGAAUUGCUGUGUACAUUUUGGUAUAAAGAAUUGCUGAUUAAAUUAGUUAUUUUAAUAAAACACGUAAUAUACAGCCUCUGCUCACUUAGCGAUGUACAUACUCAUUUACCGACACCUCAGACUUAUGACGGGCUCUCUGACCAGUAUGCAUACCUAAGUAAUGUAUAUUAGAGCUGAUUUACUCUAUUCUGUUUAUUACAAAAUACAGUACACUACUGUAUAAACAUUUUAAAAAUAUACCAGAAAUGUUAUAAAUGGUGCAAAGGUGACAUUAAAACAAUAUCAAAGAUAGUUGACACAAACCCACUACCAUUAGUAUGCUCCUCACUUAGCAACAAAUUUGUUUACCGACGUGGUCUUAGGAAUGGAACGCUGUCGUUACGUGUGGAGAGGCUGUACUCUUACAUAUGGUAUAAUGACAAAUUUUUAUUAUGGCACAGCAGAGUAGCAUGUGAAGAAUGCUUAAACUAGGGUACCAUUGAAAAUUGACAAAGGUGUUUCAUUUAUAAAUGGUAUGUCAGAAUGAAGUGAAACUAACUUUAGAAUUACAAUUAAAGGCAAUAAAUGAGUUUGCAUUAAUGUGCAAUCCAAUUUCUGUUUACAAACAUAAAGCUUUUGCUUGUUAUGGUCUGUUGUCUAUACAUGUACUCUGAUUAAUGUAUGUCAGAGUUUGCAUAUGUAAUCAAUUCACUUGCAUGGACAUUUUUGUUUUGAGGUAAUAGGAAUGGUGUACUAGAUUCUGGUGUAGUGUCUUCCUGUGUAAAAAGUAUUUGUGCAUUUGCAAAAGUGUAUUUCCCACCUUCACUUUCCCAACUGUCACAUGAAACUGUCAGGUUAUUCAAAAAGGAUAUUUUUUGUUAUUCUAGCCUACAGUUAGUGCUGCUAAUUAACUCCAUCCUCCACUGACUAAUUGCUGUAACUUCUUACAUGGUUACCUCAGAGGAAAUAAGGUAAUGACAUACCACAUUGCAGUAUAUACAUUUAUCAGUAAACAGUCAUUCUAGGCAAUAGUGGUAUGCGUCUAUAAUUGAACAAGUGCAUUUUAGAUGCACUUUAAUUUUUUAAAUUCAAUUCUAUUAUAAAUAAAUGUAUGUACAGUAAAACUUCUCAUUAACAGACUAAUAGGGGAAAGAGGAAUGCACCAUAAUGCCAGUUGUCUGUAACUCCCACACACUAAGAACAUAGGUAUUGUAAGCUGUAGUACUGCAAUACAGUACCACACUGUAUAGUAAUUUUAUAGUACUCUGUAAUUUACAGUAAUUUUACUUACCUUUUUUUUGUGGUGGAGAGACAAUAAUGGUCUCAGAAUAACUUUUAUUCUGAAUCAGAGGACCUGUAAAGCUCUAUUAGUGAAAAUAAUGUAGAUGGCUGAGAAGAUGUAGAGGGGUUAGAAGACAUAGAUUGCUAGGAAGACGUAGAUUUCUGAGAACUACACAUUUUCUUGUGGCGCCACCACUUGCUUUACAGGCCAUAGUUAACUGCAUGUAAUUUGGUAGUAAGUCACACAAAAUGCUCUAAAUCCAAGGAAAAUUAGAGAUUGAAUGAUGAGUGUAUGUAUGAGUGAGCACAAACAAUAAAUUGGAGUGAGUAAUAUACAACCCAGGGAACAAUGAAAAUAAGCAGGUCCUUGACAUAGCCACUUUGGCCUGUACCAGGCAAACAUCAGAGUUUGCAGACUUGUCUCGUUACUGGCACUGUGGACAAAAUGGGUAAUUACAGACUUUUGUCCAUCUUGUCCAAUAAUUAGAGCAUUUGUCUGGCUGAUUUUUGUCCAAAAUUGCCAAAAUCCAUCAAUGAGAGGUUUUACUGUACUUGUACUGUACCUUAAAUAUAGGAUUGAUGUACAGCUUAACCCAAUGCUUUUCAUAAUAUUUUGAAUGAUUUGCAAGUCAAUUAGGUUAAAUACAGUCUGGUCUGGCUAGUAACUUAAUGGGUGAUUUCAUAGAUACCACCUCAUUCCUGGCUUUGAAGACCUUGGGGACUUCCUGUGUCUAACAGAGGUAUACCAGACCAUUUAAAUUUAAGGCAUUAAUCAUGGGUUUUACUGCAAUAUUUGUAUAAUUAAGCUGAGAAUACUAGUAAUAAAUAAUAAUUGGAUUUUAUUUAGAAGUUCAUUUUAUUACAAAUGUUUUUCAUAGUAAAUUGAAGUCAUUAUUAUUAUUUAAGAUUUAGAUUUGGAUAUUACAGUACUAUAAAAAUUAUAACUAUUUUUUUAAUUUGAUUAAUAUUUUGCUUGAAAAUGUCUACUUUAUUCUGUGAAAUAUAGGAAAAAUAUGAGCCUAGGGAAUGAAUGGAUUUGUCAGUUAAAAACAGAGUAGGGGAGUUAGUAGAUGGGGAGCUUGAGGUAUUGGGUAGAUGGCGGGAAUAUUUUGAAGAACUUUUAAAUGUUGAUGAAGAAAGGGAGGCGGUAAUUUCAUGCACUGGCCAGGGAGGUAUAACAUCUUUUAGGAGUGAAGAAGAGCAGGAUAUGAGUGGGGGGGAGGUGCAUGAGGCAUUAUGUAGAAUGAAAAAGGGGUAAAGCAGCUGGAACUGACAGGAUCAUGACAAAAAUGUUAAAAGCAGGGGGAUGGGGGGGAUAAAGUGUUGGAGUGGCUGGUAUUUUUGUUUAAUGUAUGAAAGAGGGGAAGGUACCUAGGGAUUGGCAUGAGCAUGUAUAGUUCCUUUAUAUAAAGGGAAGGGGGACAAAAGAGAUAAUAAAAAUUAUAGGGGAAUAAGUUUACUGAGUAUACCAGGAAAAGUGUGCAGUAGGGUUAUUAUUGAAAAUUAGAGGUAAGACAAAGUAGGAUUGUGGAUAAGUAAGGAGGCUUUAGAAUGAGUAGGGGAUGUGUAGAUCAAGUGUUUAGAUAAAGGUAAGGAAGUUUUCAUUGCAUUUAUGGAUUUAGAAAAGGCAUAUGACAGAGUGGAUGGGGGAGCAAUGUGGCAGAUGUUGCAAGUAUAUGGAAUAGGUAGUAAGUUACUAAAUGCUGUAAAGAGAUUUUAUGAGGAUAGUGAGGCUUAGGUUAGGGUGUUUAGAAGAGAGGGAGAAUACUUCCUGGUAAAAGUAGGUCUUAGACAGGGAUGUGUAAUGUCACCAUGGUUGUUUAAUAUAUUUAAAGAUGGGGUUGUAAAAGAAGUAAAUGCUAGGGUGUUGGGGAGAGGGGUGGGAUUAAAUUAUGGGGAAUCAAAUACAAAAUGGGAGUUGACACAGUUACUUUUUGCUGAUGAUACUGUGCUUGUGGGAGAUUCUAAAGGAAAGUUGCAAAGGUUAGUGGACGAGUUUGGGAGGGUGUGUAAAGGUUGAAAGUGAACAUAGAUAAGAGUAAGGUGAUGAAGGUAUCAAAUGAUGUAGAUAAAGAAAAAUUGGAUAUCACAUUUUUAGAGAGGGAGUAUGGAAGAAGUGAAUGUUUUCAGGUACGUAUUUGGGAGUUGACAUGUCAACAGAUGGGUUUAUGAAGAAUGAGGUUAACCAUAGAAUUGAUGAAGGAAAAAAGGUGAGUGGUGCAUUGAGGUAUCUGUGGAGACAAAAAAUGUUAUCUAUGGAGGCAAAGAAGGGAAUGUAUGAAAGUAUAGUGAUACCAACACUUAUAUGGGUUUGAAGCUUGGGUUGUAAAUGCUGCAGCAAGGAGGUGGUUGGAGGCAGUGGAGAUGUCCUGUCUAAGGGCAAUGUGUGGUGUAAAUAUUAUGCAGAGAAUUUGGAGUGUGGAAAUUAGGAGGUGUGGCGUUAAUAAAAUUAGUCAGAGGGCUGAAGAGGGGUUGUUGAGGUGGUUUGGUCAUUUAGAGAGAAUGGAACGUAGUAGAAUGACAUGGAGAGCGUAUAAAUCUGUAGGGGAAGGAAGGCAGGGUAGGAGUCAUCCUCGGGAAGGUUGGAGGGAGGGGGUAAAGGAGGUUUUGUGGGUAACAGGCUUGGAGUUCCAGCAAGCGUGCAUGAGCAUGUUAGAUAGGAGUGAAUGGAGACGAAUGGUAUUUGGGACCUGACGAGCUGUUGGAGUGUGAGCUGGGUAAUAUUUAGUGAAUGGAUUCAGGAAAACCUGUUAUUUUUAUAUAGCCGGACUUGAGUACUGGAAAUGGGAAGUACAAUGCCUGCACUUUAAAGGAGGGGUUUGGGAUAUUGGCAGUUUGGAGGGAUAUGUUAUAUUUGAGAUUUUUAUCUUUGUAUAUGCUUCUAAACUGUUGUAUCUUGGCGCCUCUGCAAAAACAGUGAUUAUGUAUGAGUGGGGCGAAAGUGUUGAAUGACGAUGAAAGUACGUAUUUUCUUUUUGGGUCACCCUGCCUCGGUGGGAGAUGGCCGACUUGUUGAAAAAAAAAAAAAUAUGACCAUGUACAUAUAUUGCUGUACUUAGAAUUAAGAAAUGCUUUGAGAGUUCAGAGAACAUCAGUCUUCUUCAUUGUUUAUUCAUAAUUUAUACAUUAUAAAGUGUUUAGUGAUGCUUUGAUAAAUAUUUUUAGCUUACAGUAAACUCUUAAAACAGCACUUGAAAAAUAGCAUUUUAAAUGAUGUGCUCAAAGCAUAGUUACUCUUGAGAAUGCUCCUCAUUAUGUUUUGUCUCUAAAGUAGCAUUAAUACAGUAGUCUCUACAAAUUCAUGGGGGUUAACGCUCCUACAGGCCCUGUGAACAUAGAAACUACAAAUAAUGAAAGUAAAGUCUGCAUAAGAGGCUUUGUUUUAGGGUAAUUUUCUUGUUCAGAUUGUUAUUAUUAUUGUAAUGUAGAUGCAAACACAUGCACUAAACCCAUAUGGGUCAUACAGCUUUCUGUUUCUGAGGCCAUAUCUCUAUAAUUUAGUAAAUCUCUCUAAUGUGACCUUACAUAGUUCAAUUUUAUCUAAACUGUUGAAAAAGGCAUGUCCAAAAUUUCAUAACUUGCUAUAAAGUGUGAAAGCAUUGCUACAUAAAAAAUCUUUGUACUAAUGCUAGAAAUGACAUAAUAGUACAGUAAACCCUUGAUAUGACAGAAUAAUAUGGGGUACAUUAAGACUGCAGGUAACAAGUUCAAGAACUGUUACACCUGGCCAUAACUAAAGUCAGCAGACAGAGAGCAACCUGGCAAUAAAGGGUAUGACUGAUGUUAAAAAAAAAAAGUACUAAAAAAAGUGCACUAAAGUACUCUAUACAUGCUAUAGUACUAUAUGAACAAUUAAAAGCAUUGAAAAUGAAGCAGUUAAAAAUAAAAUUUAAUCAAUGGAUUUGCCUAUAAUAUUUAACCCUUUGACUGUCGCGGCCGUAUAUAUACGUUUGCGAGGUACCGUGUUUGACGUAUAUAUACUCAUAAAUUCUAGCGGCUUCAAAUCAGGCAGGAGAAAGCUAGUAGGCCCACAUGUGAGAGAAUGGGUCUGUGUGCACCACAUAAAAAAAAUCCUGGAGCACGCAGUGCAUAAUGAGAAAAAAAAAACUCCGACCGUUUUUUUUAAUUAAAAUGCCGACUUUGUGGUCUAUUUUCGUAUAGUAUUUGUGGUUGUAUUCUCGUUUUCUUGGUCUCAUUUGAUAGAAUGGAAACUAUAUUAUAGAAAUGGAGGUGAUUUUGAUUAAUUUUACUAUAAAAAGAACCUGGAAAUGGAGCACAAAGUACAGGAAAUGUUUGAUUUUUGCCGAUGUUCAAAAGUGAACAAAUGAUGUCAUUGUCCAAUAAAUGUCCAAAUAGCCAUUCUAAUACGCAGUCAUGAAUGGGUUGAUGUAAUUUUUACAAUUAUUACAGUAUUGCAGUAGUCUGCAUAACAGUAAAUCUUCUAUUUUUUGUUUGAAUAAAAUUUCAAAAUAAAAAGCAAGAGUAAUAUCACAGGGACCUGAAGACAUGACUGAUGAACAAAGAAAAUGUUAUUUUAGAGCCAGGAAUGUCUGCAUUGUUCAUUCUGGACCUUAUUUUGAAAUUGUAUUUUUUAAUUUUCGUGAAAUUGGCCAAAUUGCAAAUUUCUGACCUGUUAUUGGGUAGUUGAAAUCGGUAAAUGGGCAGUUUCUUGUACUCAAUCGAUAGAAAAAAUAGAGUUCUGAAGAAAUAGUUAUGAGUUUGGUUGACUGGAAUAACGGAAUUAGCCGAAAAUAGGGCUCAAAGUGGGCGAAAUUGCCGAUUUUUAAAUAUCGCCGAAGUCGCUAACUUCGUGAGAGCGUAAUUCCGUCAGUUUUCCAUCAAAUUUCGUUUUUUUGGUGUCUUUACAAUCGGGAAAAGAUUCUCUAUCAUUUCAUAAGAAAAAAUAAUUUUUUUUUUUUCGAAUAUUUUGCGACACCAGAAGCAACUUCAGGAUUUGGCCCUUCGACAGUCAAAGGGUUAAAAGUCCAUUAUAUCGUGGUCUGUUAUGUCGAGGGCUUACUGUAUCAAUAAUUAAGGGCGGCUCGUGUUUUCAAGGUCAGUGAGACAUUGUUACAAUAGCCUCAAUCCUAAGGGUGCUGAUUUUGAGAGUUUGCUUUAACAUUUAGCUAUAUACGAGUUGCGUUUCAUUCAUGGUUAGAAUGUUACACACCAGCAUCAGAUUUAAAAUGUUCUCAUCAUCAAAUUGUCCAGUAUUAUUCUUUUUCAUUUAUAUUCCUACCAGUUCAGUGUUGAAGUUACCAUUCCAUCCUUGUCACUGUACCUGAAAAACAGUAACUCAACCUCCUGGCUUUUUGUAUGGUAUGUAAGAUUGUAUAGUUCGAAGAGAAUUUUCAAGUUUAAUUUUUAACUUUGUACAACAUAUUAUACAGUGUCAGUGUGAGAAGAUAAUUGUAAGUCAAGGAUUUUAUUAUAGUCUUGAGUAUUAAAUAUACAGGUGAGAAAAAGUGCUCAGUGAAGGACUUUUUUUUUUUUUUUUUUUUCUCCCCUCUGUACUGUUAUACAGUAUUCACAGGAGGCAGUCAGGUUCGACCCAAGGAUAAGGACAACGGAUCCAAUUUAGUACUGUUAUACUUUGACUAACCUAUAUAUUUAUCUUAAAAGAAAAAAAUACUGUAUAUUUUUAUGGUUAGACUCAGAAAAUGCAAACCAUAUAUCUGUGAUUCAGUAAUGUAUUGUAAUUAAUUUUUAAAAAUUAAAGUGUUACUCAGUGCUGUUAUUUUCAUUUCUAAUGAAGAUUUCUGGGCAUUCAGGGUACUGAGCAUUUUUCUCAUCUUUAUUUAUUAAUUUAGAAUCUUACUGCUGUAAGAAAUAUGUUAAGUGUUUUGGCAGCCAGUAGUCUUGUAUUUUGUAAUCUGAAAGCAUUAGAUAAAAGGGCAUUAGUGUUUAAUGAAGGUCUUAACUGAGCUCUGCUAUCAUUGUUUUAAACAUGGCUACCAGUUUUGCUUGUACAGACUUGCAUUAAAUAUGUAAGUACAGUAAUGGCAAUAGGAUGUUCUCCUUUGUAAUUGCUCUUCAUGCCUUGUAUGAAAUUUAGCAAACAAUG
Molecule: messenger RNA, 19337 nt
Organism: Cherax quadricarinatus
Lineage: Eukaryota; Metazoa; Arthropoda; Malacostraca; Decapoda; Parastacidae
Source: RefSeq, a predicted model, not a curated record